Messenger RNA from Rotaria sp. Silwood2, 960 nucleotides. Lineage: Eukaryota; Metazoa; Rotifera; Eurotatoria; Philodinida; Philodinidae. The record is from the annotation of a GenBank genome assembly.
AUGAAGCGACCCGUCUCCUCUAUCAGUAAUGUAUCGGAUACUAUUUCAUCUCGAUUGAAACGUAAUCGAUCAUCUCAACCAUUAUAUCCAGAGGAGAAUGCUUCCGAUGUAGAAAAUGACUCGACUAUGUUAGGUGGUCAAGAAAAUUCGAUUAAAUCUGUGUCUCAAUAUUCUAAAGAAGCAUCAACUAAACAUAGUAUUAAGUCUAGUAAUAAAAAUUCUAAUGGUUCUCAAAAUGCAUCACUUCGAUCUAAAAUCUCGUUUUCUUCAUUAUCAUCGAAUCAGAAUCGUAAAAACAUGCCUGCCAUUAAUGAACAAUCACAGCAUGAAGAUAAGGAUCUCGAAUCAACAGAUCCACGACCAACAGCUGAAGUAUUGGAAUGGCUAAGAGAAUUAUUUGAUUUAUUGAAUAGCAACAUGGCAUUCCAGAACGAUGAACGAAGUCUUUCUAAAAUAGGUGAAGAUUUAGGCCUCGAUGAAACCAGUCUCAUUACUGUUGCUGCUCGAACACCACAAAAAUCUGCACUUAAACUUUUCCGUCUUCUGUAUCCAACGAUCAGCAGUCGGGCCAGUUGUAAAUCAAUAUCUCAAAUACCAUCAGCAGUACUGGAUAAUAUUUACCUUUAUACUCGUACUUUACAUCCAAAUUUAAACUUUAAAAUGAUAGACAUGCGGCGAGCCAUUGGAACUUCCAUUCGAACAGCUAAGCACGAAAUUCGGAAAAUGGGAUAUCAACAGCACGACAAGAGAGAAGAAUUACAGUACGAUGAUAGUUUGGAUCCUGAUGAAACACAAGAUGAAAUUGAAAAUUAUAUGAACAACACCGACAUCGAGCGUAGCACAAGUGAUACAGCUUCAUUUCAUCAUGAUCAGAAUUUGGAUAAAGACGAAGAUGAUGAAGAAGUACAAGAUUUGACUAUUGAUGAAGAACUCGAUGAUGAAGAGGAAGAUGAAUUUUAG